Darwinula stevensoni is the source of this 729-nucleotide messenger RNA. The record is from the annotation of a GenBank genome assembly. Lineage: Eukaryota; Metazoa; Arthropoda; Ostracoda; Podocopida; Darwinulidae.
UAUCUUCCAAACAUCCAUGGUAAUCCAGGAGACCUUCCAGUCGUGAGUUUGGACCAGUGCGACCAUUUGUAUCCUGUGAGGAACAAGGCAGACACAAGCAGAGACAGCGGUGAUUCAGAAGAGAAGACACGCAACACGUAUAAGAGACACAUGAGGACAAGACAUGGGAAGCUAUUGACACCUGAUGGUCGCAUCAUCAUCAUGCCAGAAGAGGAGUAUGCCACCCUUCGAGACCAAUCCAAGGUGUCCUCUGUUGAGAGACGAAAGCAGGAAUCCUUGGAGAAGAAGGAGGUUCGCAUUGCCAUGGCCCUUCAACAAGAAGUAGUGGAAGUUUGUCCAGAUUUGGUCCCUGUGAUGAAGGAGGAGAAAAAAGGGAGUAGAAAGAAACGAGUGAAUCGACGCAGUCGAAUUCGUUCUACCCCUGUACUGCCUGUGAAUGUCUCUCCAAAGGAGAGCUCCAUAUCAUCAGAAAAUGUGAUAUUUGUCCAAGACCCUGAAGGGGGCUUUUCAUUUGAUGGCACCCAAACCAUUAUUAUGUGUGAUGAGGUAGUUGAACCAGUGCCUGCGAAGACAUCUCAAACUAGGGAGAAUGCCAUGCAGGAAUAUCAGCUCAUCUCUGUUUCUGAGCACAUGGGUGAUGGAGAGACCAUCAUCCUGGAAGGUGUUGACAUGAACCAACUUGGGGACUGCUAUGAAAUCCCUGUUGAAGUGAGUUUCUCCGGCAGCAUA